Molecule: messenger RNA, 1177 nt
Organism: Leptinotarsa decemlineata (Colorado potato beetle)
Lineage: Eukaryota; Metazoa; Arthropoda; Insecta; Coleoptera; Chrysomelidae
Product: muscle segmentation homeobox
Biological process (GO): regulation of transcription by RNA polymerase II; embryonic morphogenesis
Cellular component (GO): nucleus
Molecular function (GO): RNA polymerase II transcription regulatory region sequence-specific DNA binding; DNA-binding transcription factor activity, RNA polymerase II-specific
Source: RefSeq, a predicted model, not a curated record
GUUGUAGACGGCUAAAAAAAUAUUUACUAAUUGAGUGUAUCAUAGCGCGUUUAUCACAAUGAAUUCGUGAAAGUGUGAACAGCUACCGCGUGAGCCAUUUCAAAUACUUGAACACAUAUGCUAAGACACUCGUUCGAAAGUGCUCAAAUAAUGACUAUCCAAACUUUGGAAAAUUCAGACACUAAGCACGGCGAAACCAUGCAAAAUAUUAGUGAUAAAGAAACAGAUGACGCACACCAGCAGAUAACGGCUGGAAAAAACGGACAUAUUAGUUUUAGUGUAGCUUCCUUGCUCGCUGACACGCGGCCUGUGAGGCCGUCUUCUCCCGCCUCCCACAACUCAUCGACGGUACCAUCCACCAGUCCAGUUCACCAGUCCUCAGACGAGGAGUACGACUCCAAUCAGGAGGAUUCCAUAGUCGACGUGGAAGACUUGAACUCGGACCAGAAAUCUGAGGAGGUCUCGGUAAAAGACAAUAAUUUUUUUUCGCACAGAGACAAAGAACUAUCCAAAGAAUCCUACCUUAAUCAAGGCCCCAUCAGGCCGACACCUUUUUCUGCAAUUGCCGCCGCUGUAUAUCAAGCGGCACAUCCAAAUUGGCCACAUCAAGGAUUAGUGAACCCGUUUGGAGGUCCGGGUCCCAUGUUUCAGAGUACCACGCCUUUUGGAGUACCCAGCUUGAAUUCAGUUGACUCCAAUGGGGAGCCACCCAAGCUGAAAUGCAAUUUAAGAAAGCACAAACCAAAUAGAAAACCCAGGACACCAUUCACAACACAGCAACUCCUAGCGUUGGAAAAGAAGUUCAGGGAUAAACAAUAUCUAAGUAUAGCGGAAAGAGCCGAGUUUUCUAGUUCACUCAGAUUAACGGAAACGCAGGUGAAAAUAUGGUUUCAGAACCGCCGUGCCAAAGCCAAGCGUCUUCAAGAAGCCGAAUUGGAGAAACUGAAAAUGGCUUCUUUGUCCCGCCACCACCCGCACGGUCUUUACCCUCAUCCAGCCCUGCAGGGAUAUUUUUCGCCAGGAGCGCACCCCUUAGCAUCCCUAUUGGGGGCACGACCUCCUAUGGGCCACAUCGGACUCAUUCCACAGCCGCCUCCACCCCAUCUGUCCUCACCACAGGGAAGCAUUCGAUCUCCCAGCCCCCACAUGUCCUGAAUACGAAAAGGGAGGGCGAUAA